Messenger RNA from Lagopus leucura (white-tailed ptarmigan), 3454 nucleotides. It is a transcript of the gene ZNF384, whose product is annotated as zinc finger protein 384. Gene Ontology annotation, molecular function: DNA-binding transcription activator activity, RNA polymerase II-specific; RNA polymerase II cis-regulatory region sequence-specific DNA binding. Gene Ontology annotation, biological process: regulation of transcription by RNA polymerase II. The record is from RefSeq and is a predicted model, not a curated record. NCBI's taxonomy places the organism in Eukaryota, Metazoa, Chordata, Aves, Galliformes, Phasianidae. Gene Ontology annotation, cellular component: nucleus.
CGGGGCCCUGCGGGGGGAGAGACGGCCCUGGAAGGAGGAGCGAUGCAAGAGGAGGGAGAGUGAGAGGGCUAGGAUGGAAGAAUCUCAUUUCAACUCCUCUCCGUACUUCUGGCCAGCAGUGCCCACGGUUUCGGGACAGAUUGACAACACCAUGUUUAUUAACAAGAUGAAGGAGCAGCUAUUGCCCACAGAGAAGGGCUGCAGCCUUGCUCCCCCCCACUACCCUGCCUUGCUGACAGUGCCCACCUCAGUGGCCCUUCCCACUGGCAUUGCAAUGGACUCUGACACCAAGCCGGAGCAGCUGACACCACACAGCCAAGCCCCUGUGACUCAGAACAUCACUGUGGUGCCAGUGCAGUCUGCUGGGCUCAUGACAGCAGGUCCUGGUCUCGUGAUAACUUCUCCAUCAGGCUCCCUGGUGACUACAGCCUCCUCUGCACAAACCUUUCCCAUCUCAGCUCCCAUGAUCGUCUCUGCACUACCCCCUGGCUCCCAGGCAGCCCUCCAGGUGGUGCCUGACCUGACCAAGAAGGGGACAACCACCCUCUCCGAAGGUGGGGGGGUGGGGGGGGGGGGGGGAGUUGCCCCCAAACCGCCUCGGGGCCGGAAGAAGAAACGAUUGCAGGAAUCGGGGCUGCCAGAGAUGAGCGACCCCUUUGUGCUAUCAAACGAGGAUGAUGAGGACCAGCACAAGGAUGGCAAGACAUACAGUUCCGUGAGCAGCGGAACUAAUGAAGCCUGGUUUCCAGCGGCUCUCUCCUGUGUGGAUUCUCUGAUGUCUAAUCAAGGGUGCCGGAUGUGUUCGCUGACCUUCUACUCCAAGUCGGAGAUGCAGAUCCACUCCAAGUCCCAUACGGAGACAAAGCCACACAAGUGUCCUCACUGCUCCAAGAGCUUCGCCAACAGCUCCUACCUGGCCCAGCACAUUCGCAUCCACUCAGGGGCCAAGCCCUACACAUGCAGCUACUGCCAGAAGGCCUUCCGCCAGCUCUCCCACCUGCAGCAGCACACACGGAUCCACUCCAAGCUCCACACGGCGAUUGUCAAGCCGCACAAGUGUCCUCACUGCUCCAAGAGCUUCGCCAACACAUCCUACCUGGCCCAGCACCUCCGCAUCCACUCGGGGGCCAAGCCCUACACCUGCCGCUACUGCCAGAAGGCCUUCCGCCAGCUCUCCCACCUGCAGCAGCACACACGUAUCCACACUGGGGACCGACCCUACAAAUGCGCUCACCCUGGUUGUGAAAAGGCUUUCACGCAGCUUUCCAACCUGCAGUCCCACAGACGGCAGCACAACAAAGACAAACCUUUCAAGUGCCACAACUGCCACCGUGCAUACACAGAUGCUGCCUCGCUGGAGGUACACCUGGCUACACACACGGUGAAACAUGCCAAGGUCUAUACCUGCUCCAUCUGCAGCCGGGCCUACACCUCGGAGACGUACCUGAUGAAGCACAUGCGGAAACACAACAUCCCUGAUCCACAGCAGCAGGUGGUUCAGGCCCAAGCCCAGGCCUCUCAGCAGCAGCAGCACUUCCAGCCACAGGGAGGUGGGGCAGCAGGGGGCCCUUCUGGAGACACUAACCAACCCAAUCCUCCCCCUCAGUGCUCCUUUGACCUGACUCCUUACAAGACUUCAGAGCAUCAUAAGGACAUCUGCCUCACUGUCAGCACCAGCGCCAUCCAAGUGGAGCACCUCUCCAGCUCCUAGAGAGACCUCAAGCCAGGGAGCAGAAAGCCUCUUGUGCAUAGCCUGCGCCCAGGGGCACCGCUUGUGUGGUGGCCCUCCUCGUGCAACAGUCUCCGGCCUCUCCUCCUGCAACAGCCUCUUCUGGCCGUGUAACCCUGUUCAUGGCAGCCCCUUGAAUAACAGCCUUUAUCAAGGGGGUGCUCCUUCUGUGCAACGACCUGCCUGGUAGGAGGAUGCUUCCUUGUGCAAGAGCUCCUUUCCUGUGCUGGGAUCACUUCCUCAUGCAAGAGCCCCUCCUUUAAAACCCAAAGAAAGGCCUCUGUUUUGCCUUCUCUCACUGUAGGAUGCGUAUGAAGGGGUGGGGAGGUGUUGAGACAUGCGUGGUGAAUGGAAUGGAGUCCUAGUAUGUACAGGGGCUUGGACAUGCUUUCAGUGGGCCACAGAAGAAUGUGGCAGGGUUCACAACUGGAUGGUUUUUUUGUUUUUUUUUUUUUGAGGAUUUCCUUGAGUGUCUAAGAGGGAAAUAUCCAUUCCUGUUCCUCCUGCUUGUGAAAGGGAGGAGGGGUCGAUUGUUCUGCCCCCAGGACUGGAUGGGAGAAACCUCCCCAGUGGAAAGUGAGACCAGUGUGGGGGAGAGAUGAGGCAUGUUCUCUGGGCUGGACAGGUGCCUGCACUGCCUGGGGGCUAUGGAGUAUUGCACUCUUUCUUCUCCCCUAGUGGAGAGCAAUAGAGAGGAGUCUGUUGGAACUGGCUGCUGCCUCUCCCAGCUAUCUGAGCAGCGUAAUGGCCAAGGCCCCAUAGGAAUGUGGGUUCCUGCUCGUUGCUCUUCCUGCCCGUUGUGGAUGAUGUCCUAGCAGCUUGUACUUCUCUCCCUCCUGCUUCCCCCACCUCCUCAGAAAAGCCUGCAGGCAUCAACAACAAACCAAAAAGCAAUGGAGGGGAGGGUGAGAGACUGCCAAAAUAAUCAUCGCCCUUCUCUCUACUCCCUUUCUCGCAAGGUGGAACAACAGCAGUUCUGACUCACACCCCCCUGUCCUGCCCCGUUUCCUAAAGGGAAGGAGGAGGAGGAGUAGACCAGUCUUUCAAGGAGCCGGCGGGUGAUAGGGAAAGGCUAGCUUCUCUGCUCAGCUCCCACCAGAGUGCUCUCUCAGGCUCCUCUUGCCAAGACGGGCUGGACUCACAUGGCAGUGGUGGCCUCUUCUGGACCCUGAUCAUGGGAGAGAAUCCCCAAAAGGUGGACAGUGGAGAGAAAGGGAUGAAGAUCCCCACAGAGAGACCAAUCUAAAGAGAACGGGGAGCCAACAAGAAUAAACUGAAGGCCCCGUGAAUUUAUAUAUAUAUACAUAUAUAUAUAUAUAAAUAUCUAUUCCCCACCCCUGGCCCGCUCUGUCCUUGCUGUAACUGUUUCUAUCUCUGUGUUUAUAAAACGCAUUAUCCUGGCAAAUUUUUAUUUUCAAUCUUCGUUUGUUUUUCCCUCUCUCUUUGUCUUCUCUUCUCCUUCCCUUUUGGUUUGUUUAUUUGUUUGUUUUAAUUUUUUUUUCUUUUUUUUUUUUUGGUCCACAUGACUAUGGUCUUGUGUAUCACUUCUUAGUUUCUUUGGAUCGUGGAGGCUGACUCAAAUGAAAAGGCAAGGGAAAAAAGCAUGUGUUGGGAUUUUAAAAUACCCACUCAAAGCCUAUAGUUUCAGAUUUCUGUACGAACAAACAAAAGGAGCUUUUUUUUUUUUUUAAUCACCUUGUGUAGAAAUAAACUGGUGUAAAAGGC